AUGGCUACGAUCAAAGACAUUGGCGUCGGGGCGGCGUUCAACAUAGUGACCGCCACCAUCUUCCUGCUGAUAUUCGCUUUCCUGCGGCUACAGCCCAUCAACGACAGGAUCUUCUUCCCGAAAUGGUACCUCAAGGGAAUGCGGGACAGCCCCUCCUCCGCCGGCGCCGCUGUGACCAAGUAUGUCAACCUGAACGUGCGGUCGUACUUGAAGUUCUUGAGCUGGAUGCCGGCUGCUCUCAAGAUGCCCGAGGAGGAGUUGAUCGAGCAUGCCGGCCUCGAUUCCGUUGUCUAUCUACGGAUAUACCUCACCGGACUGAAGAUAUUUGUCCCGAUUACGAUUCUUGCUUUUGCUGUUCUGGUCCCUGUGAACUGGACCAAUGAUACGCUAGAUGAUUUGAAGGUAGUCCACAGUGAUAUUGACAACCUUUCAAUAUCCAACAUACCUCAUGGAUCAAAGAGGUUUAUAGCUCACUUGGUUAUGGCCUAUGUAUUUACUUUUUGGACCUGCUAUGUACUUAAGAAUGAGUAUGAAAGAGUCGCGACUAUGAGGUUGCGCUUUCUUGCUUCAGAGAAACGCCGACCGGAUCAGUUCACUGUUCUUGUACGGAACAUACCACCAGACCCCGAUGAAUCAGUUAGCGAGCUUGUGGAACAUUUCUUCCUUGUCAAUCAUCCUGAUCAUUAUCUGAAACAUCAGACAGUUUACAAUGCAAAUAAACUUGCUGAUCUGGUUGAGAAGAAGAAGAAAAUGCGGAAUUGGCUUGAUUACUACCAAAACAAGCUUGAGCGAAAAUCCAAAAGGCCAACAACUAAGACUGGCUUUCUUGGAUGUUUUGGUUCUGAAGUGGAUGCGAUUGAUCACUGCAAAUCAGAGAUUGAGAAGAUAGGGAAGGAAGAAGCUGAAGAGCGUAAAAAGGUCAUGAAGGAUCCCAAGUCCAUUAUGCCAGCAGCCUUUGUUUCUUUUCGUUCACGGUGGGGUGCAGCUGUUUGUGCACAGACACAACAAACCAGCAACCCAACCCUUUGGCUGACUGAAUGGGCUCCAGAACCUCGUGAUGUCUACUGGAGUAAUCUAUCUAUUCCCUUUGUUUCCCUCACAGUCAGGAGGUUGAUAAUUGGCGUGGCCUUUUUCUUCCUCAACUUCUUCUAUGUCAUUCCAAUAGCAUUCGUACAGACUCUUGCAAAUCUUGAAGGCAUAGAGAAGGCACUACCAUUUCUAAAACCUUUAAUUGAAUCACCCCCCAUUAAAUCAUUCAUCCAAGGGUUUCUUCCUGGACUUGCUCUGAAGAUCUUCCUCAUAGUGCUUCCAACUAUACUGAUGUACAUGUCACAGUUUGAAGGAUUAAUAUCACAGUCAUCACUAGAGCGAAGAACUGCAUCCAAGUAUUUUAUAUUCUUGUUCUUCAAUGUAUUUUUGGGGAGCAUCGUUACAGGAUCUGCUUUGGAGCAGCUUGAUACCUACCUUCAUGCGUCAGCUAAUGACAUACCAAGGAUCAUUGGUGUAGCCAUACCAAUGAAGGCAACAUUUUUCAUAACAUACGUAAUGGUUGAUGGUUGGGCUGGUGUAUCUCUUGAAAUAUUGAGAAUAAGGGCAUUUGUGCUAUACCACCUGAAAAACUUUUUCUUGGUCAAGACGGAGAAGGACAGAGAAGAGGCAAUGGAUCCGGGCAGCAUCUGUUUUUACUGGUCUGAGCCUCGAAUACAGCUAUAUUUCUUGCUUGGUCUUGUGUAUGCUGCAGUGACACCGCUCUUGCUACCUUUUAUACUGGUAUUCUUUGCGCUGGGAUACGUUGUCUACCGCCACCAGAUCAUAAAUGUCUACCAUCAACGGUACGAGAGUGGGGCGCAGUUCUGGCCCAACGUGCAUCUACGCAUAAUCGUAGCCUUGAUCGCAUCGCAGCUGCUUCUCCUUGGGCUCUUGAGCACAAAAGGUUUGGAGGAGGCGACGCCAGUUCUCCUCGUUCUUCCAAUAUUAACCUUUUGGUUCCACAAGUACUGCACGCACCGGUACAAGCCCGCGUUUGUGAGGAACCCGCUGCAGGAGGCGAUGAGGAAGGACACGCUGGAGCACGCGAGGGAGCCCAACUUCGACCUCAAGUCGUACCUGGCGGACUCGUACCUGCACCCAGUGUUCAAGAGCGACGACGUCGACAAGUUCUACGUCGCCGAGGACCCUGGCGCGGAGGAGGUGAUUGUAGCGACCAAGCGGCAGUCGAGGAGGACCACGCCCGUGCAGAGCAAGUACGACGGCUCCGACAGGCUCUCCGUGCCGGACUCCAUACCCGAAAGGUAG
This is a messenger RNA of Triticum turgidum subsp. durum (durum wheat), 2295 nucleotides long. The record is from the annotation of a GenBank genome assembly. NCBI's taxonomy places the organism in Eukaryota, Viridiplantae, Streptophyta, Magnoliopsida, Poales, Poaceae.